AUGGAGCUUUUAGAGCCUUUUCGAGCUACUGCAGUGAUUUUACAAGAGUCUGUCAAAAUUCUUCCGAAAAAUGGGAAGCUCAUAGCCUUAAUACUUGUGCCUUCUGUGGUGCUCUAUUCCCUUUUCUUCUUGCUGUUUAGUUUUUCUUACAAGUCACUGUUCCGUGAUAUGCUCAUGAGAGAGUCCUUCAUUCCUUUAAGCAGUCCUGGGAGCGAAGAAUUCACUAAUGCACUCGCUCGUCUUAAAGAAGAUGUUGGCCUAAUGUUUGUUGUUGAGGUCAUUGUGCUUCUGGCUUACUGGAUCAUCUCCCUCUUAUCCGUAACUGCAUCAGUCUCGGUAUCUGCCAUCACAAAUAGUGGUGGGAGUGGAAAUUUAUCUUGCAAGGAGUUUGCUUUAAUGGUGAUUCGGGCGUGUAAAAGAUCGCUGAUCACUGGAUUUUACACGACGCUUCUUGGUUCUGGCUACUUUUUCUUUGUCUUGACUAUGGCUGCACCCCUUUUUAUGUUUUCUGAUUUUGGGCUAGGAUAUGUCCCCUCUUCCAUAAUCUGGUACGCGGUUUUUGCAUACUUACUGUAUGUGUACUUAUCAGUUGUUUGGAUUCUGAGCAUAGUGGUUUCAGUCAUCGAAGAAAAUACCUAUGGACUUGAAGCAUUGGGGAAAGCUUCAGGUCUUAUUAAGGGAAAGAGGGCUCAGGGGUUUAUCCUGAGUGCCGCUUUUGUGGUGCUUUCUGUGAUCAUGUUUCAAGGAUUUCGGAUUAUCAGGGGUCAUAACUGGCUAAAAAAUGAUGUACUUUUCGGGCUCUUCUCUGUGAAUCUCUCUUUUAUGAUAAAGUUGUUUGAAUUUGUUGGAUAUACCAUUUUAUAUUUCCACUGCAAGAAGCACCAUGAGAACAAUCCAUAUAACAAGUUUUCGCAACGAAGAAAACAAAGGGCACAGCCUUCCUUACGCUUGUUUGGAAUCCUUAAGGAAGCCUUCAAGGUUAGCAUCAGGAAUGGAAGGCCUUUGCUUUUCAUCUUAUUCAUCCUGUUUUCAUCUCAGGCCAUGAUUCGAUACGCUAACACGCGCAUCUUCCUACCUAUCGCUAAAGAUUUCGUCGCCAAAUCCCAAAACCUGCCCAAAAAUGAGACCAUGUUUGACGCUGAUCCUGCCUUGUUUCAAGCUUUCCUCAAGGACAUGCGACACAUUUUCGCCUACGCUUUCGUCGCCCUGUCUUUCCUCUGUCUCGUUGUAGUCUUUUCCGCAGCCGCUUCUGUGCACUCAACAUUUGAAGCCUAUACUGCAAAAGUACUGAGCCUGAAGGAAAUGUUAUCAGGCACCAGGGGAAGAUGGAAAAGAGGUCUGAAAACGUCGAUCUGGAUGAUCUUAAUCGGCGCAGCCAGCGCAGCCCUUUUCUUUUUCAUGUUUGGAAUCGCUGGAGUCAUGGCUGAAGGUUCUGCGCUGAACAUUCUGGUUUCCAUUGUCAUGAUUCUAGGCUAUCACAAUCUUUUUUAUCUCUGUUCCCUUUGGAUGUUUAGCCUUGUGAUUUCGGUCAUUGAGGACGAAUUGUCUGGACUAAAGGCUAUUUCUGAGGCCACUCAGCUGAUGAGAGGUAAAGGAAUGCAGGGAAUUGUGUUGACGGUGCUUUUGAUGUUGCUUCGUGGAGCUAUACCUGGGGUAUUUAGUUUCCUGCAAUCAACAGCCCCUGCUACUGAAAAUGCAAAACUGACCGUGGUGAUUGAUCUGGCUAUCAGCAUUCCAGAGAGCCUGGCAUUUUGCAUGUGGAUAUUGUUUGCUUUUGUAGUGUACACACUGUUUUACCAUGAAUGCAAAGUGAGAAAAACUGCCGCUUCUUACGAUCCUAUAGCUGUUGUUGGUGAUCUUUAG
Messenger RNA from Oldenlandia corymbosa var. corymbosa, 1863 nucleotides. The record is from the annotation of a GenBank genome assembly. NCBI's taxonomy places the organism in Eukaryota, Viridiplantae, Streptophyta, Magnoliopsida, Gentianales, Rubiaceae.